AUGGAAGCGUACGGGCGGCGCGUACACAUCAAUCGACGAGCCUUUCUAAAUGGUGUUUCGGGGGGGGGCGUCCCCCCUCCCCUCCGCUGCCUCGGCACCUUCGCCCCUCGCCCCUCCUCCUCCCGGCGGCCGCGGCGCCCCGGCGUCGGCGUCGCUGGCAAGUGGGCUAAGGUCGCGGCGAAGACCCUACCACACUUAAACUACCUUCAGACUACCGUGGCGAUAUCGAUGUGGUACUAUGCACGGAAUCGCAGUACGUGUGACAUAAUAUCGGGGCCGGUGGCACGGUCGGCUGGAAAUAGGUCAGUCGCCCACGCCACCGCCGCAGAGCCCGGCUUGUUUGGGUCCCGCGUAUCGAUCGAGCACGGGCACACAGAGUGCGCACGCAGCGCUCGCGGCCCGUCGGAGUUCGUUGCGCGCGCACCACCACCCUCCCCCACCCCUUCCCGCGCCCUAUGUCUUCACCCCUUUUUAGUACAACCCCUCCACGGUUCCUCGCCCCCACCCGCGCCCCCUCGCCGCCACCACCGACACGACGACGUCACUAUCGAUCGCACACGUGGCGCCGUAAAUGACGUAGCGGCUGUCGCGUCGAUAGUAAACCCCAUCGCGCCCCCCUCGCAAUACCGCCACCCCAGCUGG
Iphiclides podalirius (scarce swallowtail) is the source of this 642-nucleotide messenger RNA. Lineage: Eukaryota; Metazoa; Arthropoda; Insecta; Lepidoptera; Papilionidae. The record is from the annotation of a GenBank genome assembly.